Messenger RNA from Kazachstania africana CBS 2517, 1137 nucleotides. RefSeq names its product RNA polymerase III-inhibiting protein MAF1 (gene MAF1). Gene Ontology annotation, biological process: negative regulation of transcription by RNA polymerase III. Gene Ontology annotation, cellular component: nucleus. The record is from RefSeq and is a predicted model, not a curated record. The coding region runs from base 1 to 1137 and encodes 378 amino acids. Lineage: Eukaryota; Fungi; Ascomycota; Saccharomycetes; Saccharomycetales; Saccharomycetaceae. The transcript has a single exon. Gene Ontology annotation, molecular function: RNA polymerase III core binding.
AUGAAGUUUAUUGACGAACUUGACAUAGAAAGAGUCAACCAAACUCUGAACUUCGAAACUAGUGACUGUAAAAUCACGGGAAGUUGUGAUAUAUUCACAACAAAACCAGUAGCAUCUGACAAAAAGUUGUACAAAACUAUUGACCACCAUUUGGAAACUAUUCUACAGGAAAACGAAAGUUAUAAGGCUGCUCUCCAACAGCAAAAGAUAUCAAAUGAAGGUAGUGAUGUUUUGGGUUCACCUGCCUCCGAAAGUUCCGACCAUAAUCGUAGAGAUAGCGUUUCAUUUUGGGAGCAGAAAAGGAGGAUGUCCAUAACGGAGCCUUUCAAUUCAAACGCUAACAACAACAGUUUUAAUAAUCUUAAUGGUCAAUACUUCAAAAGUUCCAAAUUAAAUGAACAAAAUUUGAAAGAACUAGUCAUGAGCUCUGAUUCAGGGCACAUGAGCCCCUCUUCAGUAGAGUCGCUUCCACAUGAUCGCAAAAUGAGCAGAACUAGUAGUUCAAGUACAAUUAAAAGCAAUAAACAAAAAUCUCAUUCAUUAUCCCAAGCCAGGAGACCGUCCUUAAAUGACUCUAACUUGAAAAUUAACAUAGGUCCUUUCGGUCCGAUUAAUGAACCUGCUAGUAGAAGGACUUUUGCAUAUCUUAUUGCAAUAUUAAACGCAUCUUAUCCUGAUCAUGACUUUUCACUUUUGGAGCCGAAUGACUUUACAAGAAGUUCUUUGAAAUCUUUCAUUUCGAAGUUCGAGAAUUCAUUGUAUAGCUUGGGCAAGCAACCGGAAGAAGUAGUUUGGGAUGUAAUAAACUCGCAUAUGACUUUAGCUGACUGUAAGGUAUAUCUCUAUAAUCCAGCAAAAUCAUUUUUGGAAGACGAACCCGGCUAUCUUUGGAGUAUAAUGGGAUUUUUAUUCAACAAGAAAAGGAAAAGGGUAGCAUUUAUUUACCUCAUUUGCUCGAGGCUGAAAAAUACUAUGUCAAAUGGAAUCAGUGUAGAUUUUGAAAACUAUGAUUUUAGUGCUAAUCCUAAGAGAAAAUUAGUUAUCGAUUAUGAUGACCCACUUGAAAAUGAGUAUGAUCUUACAAACGAUGAAAAUGCAAUAGUUGAUGAAUCAGAUGAUGAAUUUCUCAUCAACUGA